CACUGUCUGUAUCCCGCACACACUUCUCCACUCCUCUGAUCUCCACUCGUGGAGUACAAGCCCAAGCAAACGGAAUGGCGACCGGUUCCGCUCCCAUCACCCCCGCCGCUCACCACCUCCACCCACCACACGGCCACGCGAACCUCCACCGCCUCCUUCUACCCAUCGGCCGCCGCGGCGUCGGCGGCGUCGUUGUCGUCCGCGCGGUCUCCGGGGAUGGCGGCCGAGGCGGCGGCCCGUCCUACCUGGACAUGUGGAAGAAGGCGGUGGAGCGGGAGCGGCGUUCGGCCGAGCUCGCCUACCGCCUGCAGUCGUCCCCGCCGCCCGCCGAAGCGGAGGCGGGGGCGCCCCCGCCGCCCGCGGACGUGGAGCGCAGGACGGCGCGGUUCGAGGAGAUGCUGCGGGUGCCGCGGGAGGAGCGCGACCGCGUGCAGCGCACCCAGGUCAUCGACCGCGCCGCCGCGGCCCUCGCAGCCGCGCGCGCCGUGCUCAAGGAGCCGCCGCAGCAGAACCCGCCACAGCCGCCGCCGCCGAAGCCGAAGCAGCCGGCGACGGCCGCGGACGUCACGGGAUCGGGCAACGGCUCGGGUUCGCGCAAGGCUGCAAAGGGACUGGAGGAUCGGGUUUCCCUGGCGGACGCGGCACCGGCAGCGCCCGUGGCGUCGCAGUCGGCCAAAGGGCCAAACUCUGGGAAUUCAUCUACUUCCAAGCAGGCAAGUUCUAAGCUUGGUACUCCUGGUCCAGAUUUUUGGUCGUGGUUACCACCGGUGGAAAAUAGUAGCGAACUGAGAGAAAGCAGUACUGAUCUAAAACCAUCAAAGAAAGUGGACUCUUUUUCCAGUCAACCUGAUUUGGUAAUGGAGAAGGAAAGAUCAGCAGACUUUUUAUCACUUCCAUUUGUGACAUCUUUCUUCGAGAAGAAGGAAGAUCGAUCUCUUCCACCCUUCCAGUCAUUUGCUGAGCCUGAAAAUCUAGAUUCCGACCCCAACCCGGCUGCGGAGGCAGAGGAGGUAUUUGAAACACAAUUUUCAAAAAAUGCUGCUGAGGUGGCUAGAGCUCUUAGUACAAGUGAUGAGGAGUCAUCUCAUGGGGUAGAUCCAGAUGGUUCGAAGUGGUGGAAGGAGACCGGUGUAGAGCAGAGGCCUGAUGGGGUUGUUUGUAAGUGGACUGUAAUUAGGGGAGUCAGUGCUGAUGGGGCUGUUGAAUUUGAAGACAAGUAUUGGGAGGCUUCAGACCGGUUUGAUCAUAAGGAGUUAGGUUCGGAGAAGUCUGGCCGUGAUGCUAGGGGAAAUGUUUGGCGGGAAUACUGGAAGGAGUCCAUGUGGCAGGAUUUCACAUCUGGGCUUAUGCAUAUGGAGAAGACUGCAGACAAGUGGGGAAAGAAUGGCAAAGGGGAGCAGUGGCAAGAGCAAUGGUGGGAGCAGUACGAUUCAAGCGGUAAAGCUGAGAAAUCGGCUGAUAAAUGGUGCAGCUUGGAUCCAAAUACACCAUUGGAUGUUGGUCAUGCUCAUGUUUGGCAUGAAAGGUGGGGUGAGACGUACGAUGGCAGCGGUGGAAGCGUGAAGUACACUGACAAAUGGGCGGAACGUUCAGAGGGCGAUGGGUGGUCGAAGUGGGGUGACAAGUGGGACGAGCAUUUCAACCCAGAGGGGCAAGGAGUGAAGCAGGGCGAGACCUGGUGGGAAGGCAAAUACGGGGACCGGUGGAACCGCACCUGGGGCGAGGGGCACAACGGCUCUGGCUGGGUGCACAAGUACGGAAGGAGCAGCAGCGGCGAGCAUUGGGAUACGCACGAGCCGCAGGAGACGUGGUAUGAGCGUUACCCACAUUUUGGCUUCCACCACUGCUUUGAGAACUCGGUGCAGCUCCGGUCCGUGCCGAGGCAGCCGCCAAAGAACCUGAAAUCUGGGAAAAGAGUAGAUGCUUAAUUAGGAACAUUUCAGCUGCAGUCAUAAUGAGCGCCUCCAAAAGAAAAGCUAUUCAUAAUGGAGCUACUAGCUAGUUGGUUCUUCAAAGUACCGAGGCCAGUGACAAUGGAGUAGUCAUGUACUCUCGUCUUCGAUUUUUCAUUGUGCAGAGAUGCUCAUGCUACUAUGGUAACUUAGCUGGUUUCAUCUCU
Messenger RNA from Lolium perenne, 2119 nucleotides. RefSeq names its product protein LIKE EARLY STARVATION, chloroplastic. Gene Ontology annotation, molecular function: starch binding. Gene Ontology annotation, cellular component: starch grain; chloroplast stroma. Gene Ontology annotation, biological process: regulation of starch metabolic process; starch metabolic process. Lineage: Eukaryota; Viridiplantae; Streptophyta; Magnoliopsida; Poales; Poaceae. The record is from RefSeq and is a predicted model, not a curated record.